Schizosaccharomyces cryophilus OY26 is the source of this 1728-nucleotide messenger RNA. Its product is annotated as ribosome biogenesis protein Nop6. Lineage: Eukaryota; Fungi; Ascomycota; Schizosaccharomycetes; Schizosaccharomycetales; Schizosaccharomycetaceae. The coding region runs from base 187 to 1581 and encodes 464 amino acids. Gene Ontology annotation, molecular function: RNA binding. The record is from RefSeq and is a predicted model, not a curated record. The transcript is spliced from 2 exons.
UCUUACUGCUGAACACAAACUGAAUAUUUCUCUCACUGAGUGUUGUGUCUAUUGCAAAAGGUUUUUUGGUUUUGUGUGCCCAAUUUUGAGUAAUGAAGUUUAAUUUGAAUUGAAUUAUUACAUUUUUACGUUCUACUAUUCGCAUAAAUUUUUUUUUUAUUGUUGGCAUUGCAGUUAUUGACCCUCAUGGACAUCACGAAACGCGUUUUUGUUGGAGGACUUUCAUCAGCUAUACAAGAGAAUGAUUUAAAGCCACGAUUUAGUCGCUUUGGCACUGUCACUGAUUUCACAAUUGUAGAAAAGCAGCUCCCUGUCGGAACAACUCAGAAAUUUGCCUAUGUUACAUUUCAAACUAACGAAGAGAAUUGGACAAAAUGUAAAAUGUAUCUUUCUAAAGCUACCUUCAAGGGGAGCGUGUUAAAGGUUGAAGAGGCCAAGCCAUAUUUCAAAGAUAGACUAAAUUCAGAGAAAAAGGUUGAGGAUGAAUCAAGCACUCAAGCUUCUAGUGCUAGUCAAUCUGAACUAAUACUUCCAAAGGAUCCUGUUUUUCACGGAGAAAUUGUCCUAAGUGGUAAACAUGCUAAAGACAUGAAUACUGUAUCCGAUGCAGAUGUUAGGAAAGUUCCACCUCGUAAAGGAUGGAAGAAGGGACCUUACGGACGAGCAAUUGUUCUAUUAAAUAUCUACAACAAGAAAAGUAGAAAAGUCAAGCGAUUUUAUCCAUUGGGUAGAAACUGUUUGCAGAAACUUUGGGGAAAAAUCGAUCCAAAUAUGGAUAAUGCUACAGCAUGGUAUGACCCGGACAACGAUUGCUACCUUACUUACUCAGGAAAAAAGAUUCCUCGCUCCUUAUUUAUACAGCAAGCGAAACAAGUUACUCCAAGGUCAAAAUCUGUCGAUGAGAAUGAUUUUGAGAAUCGACAAGGAGCCGUUGAAGCUCCUGAAGAGCAGGGUGUACUUACUGAUGAACAACUAGACUAUCUUCGUCAAAAGGAGAAGGAUACGGCAAAUUCUGUUUUGGCUGAACUUUUUGGCCAGGCUGAGCCUACUGAGACGUCAAAGAAAGAAUCGGAAGCUAGCAUCAAUUUAGACAAUGAUAACGAAAGCGAGGAACAUAAGACUACCGACAUUCCAUUGGAUGGUUCUCUUCAAAUUUCUGUUCCCCAAGAAUUUGAGGCUUCUGAGAAACAGGCAGCUGUUGUGAACGUAGAUAAUCUGAAAGAAAUGUUUACAAACAACGAAAAUGAAGCUGGAACAUUUUCUUUAUUUGGUGGUGAUGCAGACAUUAGCGAUGAAAAUGAAGAAAAAGGCGAAACAGAAUAUAUGGAAGAGGAGGAGACUCAAGAGCAGCCUUUUAUUCAAAUGGCAGCCGAAGACGAAAAAGCGUGGCCUAUGCUUUUUCCGACAUCAAAAAGCUCUUUUUCGUAUUUUCGCCCUUGCAGUGAACAACCUGUUCAAAAGCAAGCCUUGGAGUCUUGGUGGAAUGAAAAUCGUCUGUUUUUGACUAGGGAUUACAAACGGAAGCGUAAAGAUGCUUUGAAGCGUCUACGACGAGCCCAGCAAAAACAAAUUCAAACGUAAAGUUUCAGUAUUGAAAGAUAUUUCUGAAAAUUUUUUUUUGUUUAAGCUACUUUCAAUUUGUCGAAUUGUAUUUCAUAGAAGCAUCAAGGGCCAUGGGUAUCUAUCAACGGUUUAUAUAUAUAUAUUUUUUUUUAUGUUUUUUGUAAA